AUGGCAAAGAAGAAGAGCACUCAGACUACGGUGGAAGAUAUUGGUGACGGCGUGUCCAGUGAGAGCGCAUCGCAAUCCUCUUCCAAUGGCUCAAACAAGAACUCAGUCUCCAGGCGGUCGGCGAACGCAACGAUCGACACUGCUCCUGCGCUCAUAAUAUGUCGCAACAAGUCCGUCUUCCCUCCUGCGUUCCUCCCUGCUAUCCCUUUGCCACAGAGGACAUGCAUCGCCAACAGGCAUUGGCGCUUCAUCUCUUCGUUUCAUGGCCCAUGGCUCCAAAUGCCCAUUGAGAUCCUCGAAACCAUUGCGAAUAUCAACUACAACACCCCGGCACCUCGUCCGAUCGACCCCGCCGUCUUCUUCGAUCUCCUCAAGAUUCGCCGACUUGUGGACGAAGCUACCAACCUGGCCGUCCGCGCUGCUAGCGACAUGGCCACACCGACAUUGACAAACGUACAUGGCGGACUGAACGGGCACAUGUCAUCGUUGGGCUUUGGUGUGGGGAAUGGCCAUGGCACAAAACUGAGCAAGGAGCGGAAAUUUCGCAUGAGAGAGCAGGCGAGCCAGAAGCUCGCCCGCGCAUAUCGUCUGGAUGAGAUCGCUUGUAGUGUUGCUACCAUGCAAGGUGCUUCAACUCUCGAGGAGAUUGGUGCUCUAGUGUUGCAGCGCAGCAGGGACGACCCCGAUGCGAGAUACGUCCACUUCUUCCACGAGAAAAUACCCUCGCGACAGCUGGCCGAAUGUACCAGCCUGGCGCCCUUGGAUGAUAUCAUAUCGGCGCGCCCGACCGAAGCUGAGGCGCUGCGAACCAGAGCGACUGUCCGGAUUUUCAAGGAGGACUACGUGGAGGCUGCUUCGGACCUGAGCCUUGCGCUGCAAGUGCACCGCUAUCACCAGCCACUGCACGGGGCAUCGGCUUCACGGGAAGUUCAACUAGCAACAGGGUUUAGAAGAAGCCCAGAUGUCAUCCUCACCGAAGAACAGCAGCCUAGCAGCUUGGAAACACAGCUGUUAUUUCAAAGAGGAGGAGCUUACCUGACGAUCGCUUGCCAGCAUGUGGCGGAUGGCCUUUCGGAUACUCCUGCGAAUGGAGAGACUGGUCGGGCGAGUGGCGCAAACGGACCAUCCAAGUCGGAUAGUGAAGUUACUGGGCAGAGCCCGGAGCCCACCGCGGCGGAUAGCGAGACAGUGCGCAGGCGGUUGGAGAAUCGAAAAGUGGUCAAGACAUACGCCAAAAAGGCCCUCCGGGAUUACAUGGCCUACCUGUCAAACUUCCACUACACGCCGGACCAACCUCUCAAAAUAGCACGGGAUUUUACUGAAAAGGUCAAUCUCGCGGCGCAAGGCAGCCGCCACCCACGUGUCCCAGACUCGGGGAGCACACCCCCCUACAAGACGUACGCCUUGUCUGAACUUUUUGCUGCUCUCGCACCUGCGGACAUUCCGCCAUACCCUUCCCAGGAGUUGGUCCGCUCAUCAGGGCCUGUCCAGCCGAGCAACUACGAAGCCAUCACCUACCAUCCCCUGCUAACGGAUGCCCUUCAUUCUCUGCUACUCUGCCACUGCUUGGUACAGACUUCCACGAAAGAGCUCCUACGCCACGCACACAUGGUCGCCCGACUCGCUCGGCUUGCGGACGGGUACCCGCUGUUCCAAGCCAGCAGGUCUCCGGCGAGGGCAGACUGGAUCGAAGUGCUACGCCGUGCGGAAAACUGGAUCCAGAUGAGUGCUUCCUGGGAACACUUGUGUGCUCCAGCGCCACUCCCGGUUCUCGAUGGACCGUUGGGCGCGCAGCAGGACAGUUCUCAUUCGUCCCAUGACACCGCCGCUCUUGCAGCCGCUGCCAUCACGAGAGACGCGAGCACGUUGCCAGACGUCGGCGAGACUGAGGAGCAGCGUAAAGAGAGGGUUCGGCAGCAGGCCAUUAUGGAUGCGCUCGAUGACGACAGAGUCGUCGACGAGGCUACGCUCCGCGCCGCCAUCACUGCUCGCCAGAAACGGUCCGAGGAAGACCACGAGUACCUCAUUGGCUUGAAGAAUGGCUCGAACGGGAAGUCUGAACAUGCUGAACCCUCCCCCGCGUUACGCCGGUGGAGCGUUGACGAUGGCAGGGAGUACCCGAUACUCACUGAGCGCGCAGCUGCCAUUGCGAAAUGGAUUCUCGAGGCACCGCCUGUGAGUCUCGGGACUGCGAAGCGCAAGAAGAAGACUGCUUCGAAGAAGGGCAAGGAGGUUAUCAUGGAAGGGGCUGCUGCCAAUGUCUUGGCCGAUGUAGUUAUCCAGGACACCGGCAGGACGAUUGACACUGCUGCUUAG
Molecule: messenger RNA, 2316 nt
Organism: Colletotrichum orchidophilum
Lineage: Eukaryota; Fungi; Ascomycota; Sordariomycetes; Glomerellales; Glomerellaceae
Exons: 2
Coding region: 1-2316 (771 amino acids)
Source: RefSeq, a predicted model, not a curated record